AUGUACAAAAAGAAGUUCGGCGCCGAGCGGGUGAGCAAGAUGCUCCCACACAUGAUCGAGGUGGGAAGGCAGACCGGCAUUGAGUUUUCGUACGGCGGUGAUACUGGCAACACCUUCGACUCGCACCGCCUGAUCCUGCUGGCCUGGAAAGAGGGCGGGCAGGAGCUGCAGGACAGGGUGGUUGAAGAGCUGUUCUCGAACUAUUUCGAGCAAGAGAAAUUCAUCGGCGACAUGGCAGUCCUGGAGGAGUGCGCGGCGAAGUGCGGUGUUGCGGGCUUCGGCCAGAUUAAGAGCGACCCGGACUUCCUCACCGACGAGACCAUGGCUGAGAUAUCGGCGUACUCGCGGAACGUGUCUGGGGUGCCGCACUUCAUCGUGCAGGACAGGCACAGUCUCAGUGGCGCUCAGGAGGCUGACGCGUUCGAGGAGAUAUUCCGGAAGGUGGCGAGGUAG
This is a messenger RNA of Prorocentrum cordatum, 453 nucleotides long. NCBI's taxonomy places the organism in Eukaryota, Dinophyceae, Prorocentrales, Prorocentraceae. The record is from the annotation of a GenBank genome assembly.